AUGGUGGCGUCUACGAUCAAAACGCGGGUGGACAUGGCCGAGAUGAUAGUGGCAUUGGCGGCGGUACUGAGCAACCAUGCUGCGCAGGUGGAAGUUGGUGGGCGCCUAGUCUAUCAAUGGAGUAGGGGCAAAAAACGACAAUGUCUCUGUCAACGCUCAACCAAAGAUGACAAGGGAGAGCGCAAAUUUGACUUCCGCCGGAAAAAUGAAGGUGCUAAUGUUCGAGGAGGCAUCAUCACGGUAAAAAACACCUCGAGCCAACGGCGGGGCACUCAGCAUAGCGAAGGGCACAAGCAAAGUGGCGGUGAGGUGGAGAAUCGCGGGAGAGUCAACGUGGUGGCGAUGAUACCAUGUGAGGUCUCUGGUCGUCAUGGAAGAAGCAUGCAGUCGUAG
This is a messenger RNA of Linum trigynum, 393 nucleotides long. The record is from the annotation of a GenBank genome assembly. NCBI's taxonomy places the organism in Eukaryota, Viridiplantae, Streptophyta, Magnoliopsida, Malpighiales, Linaceae.